This is a messenger RNA of Camellia sinensis, 1421 nucleotides long. The record is from RefSeq and is a predicted model, not a curated record. Lineage: Eukaryota; Viridiplantae; Streptophyta; Magnoliopsida; Ericales; Theaceae.
UGGUCAAAUAGCUCAGAAAAUUUUCUUCAAUCCCAAAUACAAACAUGCUGCUCAAUUCUAUGUAGAAAUGGCCGACGCCUCGACGGCCAAGCGCAACCCCAACCCCUCAUCGUCGGAAACAGUGGCAAACAACGACGAUCUGUUGAAUCAAAUCUUACUAUAUCUGCCGAUACGAUCACUCCUCCGAUUCAAAUCUGUAUCCAAACACUGGCUCUCUCUCAUCACCAACCCCCACUUCCUUCACCUCCGAACCACCCACCCAAACCCCCGACCUUCCGGCCUCUUCUUGUACCGCGAUUCCCACCAAAUCCAUCCUGAUUUCGAUUUCCUCUCUCUCCUCAAUUACGAAUCCCCAUCAAAACCCCCUUUCAAUGCCCUAACUUUCGUCCACGAUCCCUCCGAUUUGCGAAUUUUACAGUCCUGCAAUGGUCUCUUACUCUGUCGAGGUCUCCAUUUAUACAUCUAUAACCCUACUACUAGUCAAUUCGCUACUCUUCCUCAACCUCCUCGCCGUGUUCUCGCACCUCUACGCUGUUACACUACCUUUUAUGCUUAUAAUUUAGCUUUUGAUCCCUCCAAAUCGCCUCACUACAAAGUUGUUUCUGUUAAUUUCUAUUGUGGAUUGCCUGAUCAUUAUGAACUCGAUAUCUAUUCUUCCGAAACUGGGAUCUGGUCGCCCUCCGGUGACCCUUUCACCGGUGAUGUUAGUUUCAAUCUUGGUGUGUUUUGGAAUGGUGCUCUUCAUUGGAUUUCCACCUCAGGUGGCGAUUCUUUGUAUUUCAAUGUCGACAAAGAGCGUCUUGAAACAAUGCCGAUGCCUCCUAUCCCGGAUGGUUGGGAGGAGAGGAGGCUCAGGUAUUUUAGGGAGUCUCGUGAUCAUUUGCAUCUCAUUGAGAUUUACGGUCCUCACACUACGCAAUUCAAUGUGUAUAAGAUGGAGAGGGACUACUGUGGGUGGUUUGUCAAGUACCGGGUUGAUAUUGAUGCGAUUCCGAAUGCAUUUCCGGAGAUGAUUCACAGCUCACUUGAUCCGUCGGACUUGUAUUACUAUCAAUUUGUCAUACUGGAUCUUAUUCGGGAAGAGAACGAUGAGGAGUCAUUUUUAGUGCUGUACAUACCUGGUAAGGUCAUACGGUAUAAUUUUCGGGACAAGAGUUUUAGAGAGCUGUUUGAUGUUCCUCGUUGCCCUGAUAAUGAGUGUUUUUCUUUUGAAGGUUCAUUAAAUUUUAGUGGAUGGUUUGACGCUUUUGAAUUCAUUGAGUCUCUGGCAUAUGUUUGACAUUGUUUCCUACUCAAAAUCCUUUGUGGUUCACCUGUUUUAUGAUGUCUAUGUUGUGUUUUCAAUUGUAUAACUUGAUUACAAGAAUAAUGCACCAAUUGCCUAAGAGUUAUUUGAGGUCGGUUCAUUUUGCUUCCGGUUA